ACAACAUCACGCAGCUGUAUGGUUUAUUCCAGAGUUACCUGAUGGUGAAUUUAGUGGUGGUUGACGUUGGUUUAUCUUGAUAUACAACACACAACUGCAUAACUCUCGAAGAAACAUUAAGAUGUUACGAAGAGCGAAAACGGCCACGGUCUACAAGGAGGUACCAACAGACGACGAAGACGAAAACCCACUAGGAAAUGCUGAAUUUAGCUCCGAUGACAAUGCUGACGAUUCAUGGAACCCAGAGCCAAAGGUGUCUGGGAGGAAAUCAGUUGCCAGGAAACCAGCCAAACCCAGGGAACCCAAAGCCAAGAAAGAACCCAAACCUAAAGAACCCAGACCUAAGAAGGAGCCCAAACCUAAAGUACCCAGACCUAAGAAAGAACCCAAACCUAAAGCGGAGAGGAAGCCCAGAGCUCCCAGGGUUCCUAAAGGCAAGAAGGUGGAACCUCAAGAGGAUUCUAGAACUGGAACAGAACCAGAACAGACCUCAGUGAUGAUGGAAGAAGGGUCUGUAGGCGUGGAUGAAAGAGAAGGAGUACAGGAGCCUGUGAGGAUCAAGGAUGAGAGACUCUCCUUCCCCAUGGCCACCGGGCCCAAUAGCAGUGAAGCUAGUGGGAGUGGCUUGACCUCCUCCACCAAUCAGCCGUCGCUGAUUGUGAAAAAGGAGGAGCCAGGGGAAGACUUCACUUUUGGAGAGCCAGUUGCUAAGAAACAAAAGACCUCUGCUACAUCUCAAGGCAGGCCAAUCAAGCAAGCCAAGUCAUUGAAUGUUUUUGGGGAAGGUCUGCACAUGAACUGGGACCCUAUUCAGGUGCUAGCGCAGAAGACAGGUGUGGAGCAGUGGGUGUGUGCUAACAUAGCACAGCUCAUACACGAGGAGAACACCAUCCCUUUCCUGGUGCGCUACCGCAAAGAGAUGAUCAACUACAUGGAUGCUGACGCACUCAGAGAAGUACAGCUGGCACUGGAGGAGUUAUGUGCUUUGGCGAAGAAGUGUCAAUCUGUGAUUCAAACGCUGAAGAAAGAUGGAGUUUUGACCUCAGAGCUGGACGUGUCUUUAAGGAAUUGCAGAGUAGCUGAUGAACUGGACCAUGUGUACUCCCCCUAUAAGAAAGGCAGCAAGCUGUCCAAAGCCAGACGGGCCAAGCAGUUGGGUCUGGAACCGGCGGUUCUAGCCCUGCUCCAGAACCCCCAGAACCUCAACCUGCACUCCUACAUUAGGCCCAACACAGAGGGCUUGUCCACCUAUGAGGAGGUGGCCACGGGGGUGGAGCAGAUACUGGCGGAUAUGAUAGCCAAGGACCCGGACACCCUCACCCACGUGCGCUCCCUGUGUGACAGCAGUGCAGUGAUGCUGCAGUCGUGUGUGUCUAAGACGGCCCUGAAGGAACAGCAGCAGCAACAACAGCAACAACAGCAACAGCAGCGCGGAGAGCAGAAGAACAAGAUCAAAGACAUCGACAAGUUCCAGCUCUACAGCGACUUCUCCUGCCACAUCCACAGAGUGCAGCCCCACCAGACGCUGGCCAUUAACCGUGGGGAGAAUCUGAAGAUUCUGACAGUGAAGGUCAAUGUACCAGACCGCGUCAAGAACGACUUCUGUAGGUGGUGUGUCAACCUCAGGUGGAGACCUAAGGGCUUUGCUCGUCCGGAACAGAUGAAGAUCUUAAAUGAUGCCAUAGAGGACUCCUACAAGAGGCUCAUACUGCCACUCCUCUGCAGAGGAUAUCGGACGAAGCUGACUGCCACGGCGGAGAAGGAGUCGGUGGCCAUGUUUGUGCGGAACCUCCGCCAGCGGCUGCUCGUGUGCCCGGUGCGCGGACGAGCCAUCCUGGGUGUAGACCCCGGCUAUCGCCACGGCUGCAAGCUGGCCAUACUCUCCCCUGUUGGUCAGAUCUUGCAGACUGAUGUUGUGUAUCUGCACAGUUCAGGAAGCAAGACCAAUGAGGCCGGCAAGGUGCGCCACCUCAUGCUGAAACACAGCUGUCAAACGGUUGUCAUCGGUAACGGAACGGCUUGUCGGGAGACUGAGGCGUUUUUUGCUGACCUGAUUAAGCAGCGCUUCUUCCAGCCGCUGGACGUGUCCUACUGGUAAGCUGCUUCCCCUCCUGUAAACCCUCCUGUAAACCUGGGAGUGGGUACGGUCUCAAACCCUGCUCAGUUGUAUACUGCACUUGGGAUUGCACACAUAAAGGCUCAUGCAGACAGGUGAGUUUUAUUGUCCAAAACUAGGCUGGUUUGCUAGCAUUUAUUAGAUGGCAAAUCCAAUAGCGACUGCUUGGCGUCACAUGAUCAUAACAUGCUGGACAUCACAAGUGUGAACACACAAGCACUGCAGUUUCAGAGUUGGCGACUGACUGAAGCUUCAAUGAACAUGUAUCAGUAAACAUGUUUAGUCUCCUCCUAUUCAAAACCCAACAGCCCCUAAACCCUAAAGCCCAAUCCUGUAAGUCUGCGCUGUUCCACCAUGUUCAUCAGACACUGAGUCUGAGUCUGCCCAGAGACGGGUGACCUCGUCGAGACGGCACUGACCUUGGCAGCGAGCGCGGCACAGAAAGAGCUGAUCCAGCAUCAGCUGUCAAAACUGAGCGUGAACCAGCCGCCGUGGCCGAGCCGAGCCAAACCCAACGUCAGACUCGAGGAGAACUUGAUCAAUAAACUGACGGAGGAAAAGAAAAUAGCGCAGAAGCACUCAGAGGAGAGCGGAGCAGAGGAAAUGGGAAGGGGAGGAAUGUGAACAUCUUGCGGGCUUUUUAAACUCUUUUUUUUUUCUUCUUCUUUUUUCUUUCUUUUUUACCAUCUGGACCUUGUUUGACUCCAUCUAAUUAAAAACAAAUAUUUCUUGACGUUGCUCCUAACCAAGCCUGGUUCGCCUUGCACUCCUCUCUCGCCUUCCAACCUAAAUAACCUGUUUUUCAGAUUCAUCCCCUUCUCUCUCACACACACACACACACACACAC
Messenger RNA from Clupea harengus (Atlantic herring), 2963 nucleotides. It is a transcript of the gene srbd1, whose product is annotated as S1 RNA binding domain 1. NCBI's taxonomy places the organism in Eukaryota, Metazoa, Chordata, Actinopteri, Clupeiformes, Clupeidae. The record is from RefSeq and is a predicted model, not a curated record. Gene Ontology annotation, molecular function: mRNA binding; structural constituent of ribosome. Gene Ontology annotation, biological process: nucleobase-containing compound metabolic process; translation.